Micropterus dolomieu (smallmouth bass) is the source of this 3997-nucleotide messenger RNA. It is a transcript of the gene col22a1, whose product is annotated as collagen, type XXII, alpha 1. The transcript is spliced from 58 exons. Lineage: Eukaryota; Metazoa; Chordata; Actinopteri; Centrarchiformes; Centrarchidae. The record is from RefSeq and is a predicted model, not a curated record. The coding region runs from base 7 to 3882 and encodes 1291 amino acids.
GGCACCAUGCCCAUUGUACAGCAAACAGAAGAUGUGUUUCCUCAAGGGUUGCCCGAUGAAUAUGCCUUUGUGACGACAUUCAAAUUCAGGAAAACCUCAAGACGUGAAGACUGGUACCUCUGGCAGGUUUUUGACAAAUACGGAAUCCCACAGGUGUCCAUCCGCCUGGAUGGCGAGAACAAGGCGGUGGAGUACAAUGCUGUCGGCUUGACAAAAGAUGCUGUCAGAACUGUGUUCAAGAACCCUGAGGUUGACAACCUGUUUGAUCGCAACUGGCACAAGAUUGCCCUCAGCGUGGAAGCCAAGUCUGUGUCUCUGUACCUGGACUGCAAGCACAUCCAGACUUUGCCCAUCGAAGAAAGGGACGACAUUGAUAUCCAGGGAAAGACAGUGAUUGGGAAGAGGCUGUAUGACAGUGUUCCAGUUGAUUUUGACCUCCAGAGGAUGAUGAUUUACUGUGAUUCCAAGCACGCAGAGCUGGAGACCUGCUGUGAUCUACCCAAUGGACCUUGUCCUAAGAAAGUUGUGACAGAGGCCCCCCCUAUAGAGAUCCCCACUCCAACACCUACUGUUGGGGAGCAAAAAAGAGGCCCUGAAGUGAACUGCUCGUGCCCUGCAGGAGUGAAGGGAGAGAUCGGUGUACCCGGUGUUGCAGGUCCUAAGGGUGAAAAGGGACUUGGUGGUGUGCCAGGUAUUGAUGGCUUACCUGGAGACAAAGGAGACAAAGGUGGAGCAGGAAGGGCUGGUGAUCCAGGUCUGCCAGGACCAGCUGGACAAAAAGGAAUUCAAGGAGAUGCAGGAAUUCCUGGCACACCGGGACGAAAAGGUGUCACUGGUGAUAUAGGUAUAAAAGGUGAAAAAGGAACUCCGGGACCCCGGGGUGAGGCAGGUUUGGAUGGAUUACCUGGCAAACCUGGUGUUCCUGGGAAAGAUGGUUUGAAAGGACUGGCUGGUACACCCGGGGCCAGCGGAAUGAAAGGCAACAAGGGUGAGAGAGGCCUUCCCGGAUUACCUGGGGAUAUGGUUCACAGAGAAGGCUUACAGGGUGAAAAGGGAGAUGCUGGACCUCAGGGGCCUCCAGGGGCCGAUGGCCCACCAGGGCCUCCAGGUCCUCCGGGUCUACCUGGGGAGCCUGGAGAGUUCGGCCAGAGGGGAAAGAAAGGUGAAAGUGGAUUGCCUGGAGUGGAUGGCCUGCCUGGACCCCCUGGUCCUCAGGGUCCAGCUGGGCCACCAGGAAACCAAGGACAUACUGGACCUCCAGGUCUACCUGGUGAAAUUGGAUUUUCAGGCAAACCUGGAGAGCCCGGAAAGCCGGGUCUUCCUGGUAAAGAUGGUCUGGAUGGUCUUCCUGGAAAUGACGGUGCCAUGGGGCCCAGGGGAGAGCGCGGAGCAGAUGGUUUUCCUGGCAAGCCUGGACCUAAGGGUGACGAGGGGCCUCCCGGUCCAAGGGGACCUCCAGGGGAGAGAGGAGAAGCUGGUUCCCCUGGACAACCAGGUGCUGAUGGAGCAAGAGGAGACAGGGGUGGACCGGGAGAAAGAGGACAGGAUGGACCAAUUGGGCCAAAAGGAGAAAAGGGCGACAAGGGUGAAGUGGGAAGCAGGGGGCCACCUGGCGCUCCAGGAAAUGUGGCAAAUGUCAUCCCUGAGCCUGGUGAACCUGGAACACCUGGAGAGAAGGGGGAAAAGGGCGAUCAAGGGAAACCAGGAGAGAUGGGUCCGAGAGGUUUACCUGGUGAACAAGGCUUUAAGGGACCACCUGGAGCAACGGGUCCAAAAGGUGACACUGGACCUACAGGAGAGACAGGACGUGUUGGAGACCCUGGUCCACCUGGCGUAGCUGGUCCUCAAGGUUCUCGUGGAUUACCAGGGAACGUUGGCAUCCCAGGGAUCAUUGGGCCUCCUGGUCCCGCUGGACAGAGAGGAGACAAGGGUGAUCCAGGUAAACCAGGACAAGCAGGUCCCACAGGCUCACCCGGAGAGCCUGGUUUGACUGGACCUCCUGGACCACCAGGGAAGGGGAAAGACGGGCAAAGUGGAGAACCAGGACCACAGGGAAUUCAAGGCCCCCCAGGGCUAAAGGGCCAACCAGGGUCACGAGGAGAUCCUGGGUCACCAGGGGAACGGGGUCCUGCAGGAGAAGGCAAAAUGGGACCACCGGGGCCUCCGGGAAAUAAGGGGGAUCCUGGACCUGCAGGCUUGAGGGGUGCUCAAGGAGUCGCCGGUCCUCAGGGCCCAGCAGGACAUAAUGGUAUACCGGGAAGACCGGGAGAGAAGGGAUCACCAGGAGAGCCUGGAAAGGCAGCAGACCUCUCUGACCUCAAUCUGAAGGAUGUUUGCUCAGACUGCCCUGCAGGUCCACCCGGACCACCCGGUCUCCCAGGAGUCCCGGGGGAUAAAGGACACCUGGGACCUCCAGGGAAAGAUGGUCAAGAUGGUUACCAAGGCCCGCCAGGACAAGCCGGACCUCAAGGGCCGCCUGGAGCUGACGGUGGAAAGGGUAUUAAAGGUGAUCGAGGACCUCCUGGAGGCCCGGGAGACAAAGGAGACAAGGGUCACCCAGGACCCCCUGGCCAUCCAGGUACUCCUGGCUUAAUGGGUACACCUGGUAGCGAUGGACAGCCUGGCCCUGUCGGUCCCCCGGGGCCCCCUGGAGAAAAGGGCAAGGAGGGUCUCAAAGGAAUCCAGGGACCACCGGGUCUUCCUGGUUUGAUUGGUGAGCCUGGAAAAAUGGGAAAGGAUGGCAGACCAGGUGAAACAGGAGAACCUGGCAAGCAAGGUGAACCUGGACCAGCAGGAAACCCUGGGCUCAGGGGACCCCCGGGCUUUAAAGGCCACAGAGGAGAACCUGGAGCUCCAGGACCUAAGGGAGAAGAUGGAAAGUCUGGAUUACCUGGACGUGAUGGCAAACCUGGAAAGGAGGGCUCUAUGGGACCUCCAGGCCGAGAAGGACUUAGUGGACCAAGAGGAGAGCCAGGCAAGCAAGGAGAACCAGGACCAUCAGGGAAAGCUGGUCUACCUGGAACUCCAGGUCUUAGGGGAGACAAGGGAGACGCCGGCAACCCAGGAUUACCAGGCUUUAGUGGGCCUAAAGGCCCCGCGGGUCCACCUGGUCCAGUAGGCCCAGAAGGAAAGCAGGGGAUGCCGGGCAGAGUUGGCGAUCGUGGCUUCAAAGGAGAUAAGGGAGACCCAGGUGUGAAGGGAGAUAAGGGACACGCAGGUGAUCCAGGUAUGCCUGGAAACCCUGGACCCCCAGGCAGAAAGGGCCACACAGGAAUGAUGGGCAUGUCAGGACCACCAGGAGAACUAGGACCUCCUGGGCCACAAGGACCUUCAGGAAACCCCGGUCUCCCAGGCCAAAAGGGAGAGUCAGUAUCACUGGAGCAGAUGAGACGGCUCAUCCAGGAGGAGCUGGCUAAACAAUUAGAUGCCAAAAUGGCUUACCUCAUGGCUCAGAUCCAGCCAGCCCAUGUGAAGAGUACAACGGGCCGUCCGGGACCUCCAGGCCCUCCAGGUAAAGACGGCAGUUCCGGACGACCUGGCCCCCCUGGAGAACCCGGUAUGCCUGGACAGAAUGGAGGAGAAGGACCCAGGGGACCCAUGGGCCCUAAAGGUGAGAAAGGAGCAAAAGGAGAAAAGGGAGAAACUGGUGUCGGUGACAGAGGAGAACAAGGGCCGCCUGGCCCGAUAGGUCCAGCCGGUAUGCCUGGUUAUGGUAAAGACGGAAGCCCAGGACAAGCUGGAGCCCAGGGAGAGCCAGGAAACCCCGGCCCCCACGGUCAGCCUGGACCUCCAGGUCCUCCUGGCCAAUGUGACCCCACCCAGUGUGCCUACUACGCCAGCCUGGCACACAGACCCCACACCAAAAAUGUCAAGGGGACUUAAGAAAGAAGAGACACAAAGAGCUUGAAGUCCAGCUGUAUUUAUGAACUUGGUCGUGUCAGUCUGAAUCAAGAACUUUUCUUUUUCAAGAUAACCUCAGUAUGGAGGGCUGAAGCAA